Protopolystoma xenopodis is the source of this 237-nucleotide messenger RNA. The record is from the annotation of a GenBank genome assembly. NCBI's taxonomy places the organism in Eukaryota, Metazoa, Platyhelminthes, Monogenea, Polystomatidea, Polystomatidae.
AUGCUUGCUGUUGUGUUGUUUUUGGAGCAGAAGCCUUUGUCGCAUUCAAGGCCAAGCGUGUCGCACAUCACAAUAGGCCCCUUGAUUCACAGACCCACGGUUCGUGCCCCUUUGGGAAGCUGCUGGGAGAGUGAAGCCAAGUCGAAACUGGGGGGCAGUCUGGAGGAGCACGGCCUUUCAGAACUCAUGGCCAAUGCGCUAGAACUUCCCAAAACGCCAUACGAACCUGGGUCCUAG